UCAAGAGAAGUCUUGUGCUGUGGAGCUGAGUGCAGACUCUGUGAAGAAUUCUGUGAACGUUGUCAAACGUAAGGAUCUUUCAAAAUAAGAAAAACAUGAGAGCUGUUCUGCUCUUUAUUUUGGGACUUAAGCUGACCGUGGCUGAAAUCCACUCUCAUGGGUAUAUCUACACUGAAACAAAAGGCAUUCCAGGCUUUCCAGAGUUUGUGUCUGUUGGGAUGGUGGAUGGACAGCAGGUUAAUUACUUUGACACUCAAAUAAUGAAGAUGAUCCCCAGGACCGACUGGGUGAGUGGAGCUGUGGAUGCUGACUUCUGGAAUAGGAACGCACAAAUUGCUAUUGGCGCUCAUCAAGUCUACAAAAACAACAUUGAAGUGGCAAAACAACGCUUCAACCAAACCGAUGGUGUGCACACAUUCCAGAAAAUGUACGGCUGUGAAUGGGAUGAUGAGACUGGAACAACAAAUGGGUUUAGUCAGUUUGGAUAUGAUGGAGAAGACUUUCUGAAUCUGGAUUUUAAGGAUCUGAGAUAUAUUUCACCAGUGCAGCAAGGAGUCAUCACCACAGUGAAGUGGAACAAUGACAAAGCCAAGAUUGAGAAUCAGAAACAUUACUUCAACACUGAGUGCAUCGAGUGGCUGAAGAAAUACCUGCAGUUUGGGAAGAGCAGCCUGGAGAAAACAGUCUCUCCUCGGGUGUCUCUGUUGCAGAAGGAUUCCUCUUCUUCAGUCACGUGUCAUGCUACAGGUUUUUACCCCAGUGGAGUAACAAUCACCUGGAUGAAAAACGGAGAGGAGCAUCAUGAGGAUGUUGAACUGGGUGAACUUCUUCCCAAUGAGGACGGAACCUUCCAGAAGACGAGCACGCUCACAGUUUCACCUGAUGAGUGGAAGAACAACAAGUUCAGCUGUUUGGUGGAGCACAAGGGCAUCAACAAAGAAGAGAGCGAGAUCAGGACAAACUAUGGAAAUUCUCUUCCCAUUGGCAUCAUUGUUGGCGUUGUUGCUGCUGUCGUUCUGUUGGUUGGCAUGGCUGGCAUUGGUUAUAAGAUCUAUCAGAAGAAGAAGAAAGACUUCAAACCUGUCAGCGGAUCUGAUGAUGGUUCAAACAGUUCAGCUCCUGCAUAAAGAUGAGACACCAGAUGCGUGAGAGGGAUGAAGUUAACCUGCUGUCAGUCUUAUCUAUAAAAUGUCUCACGCACAGGAUCAGAUUUAUGGAUAAAUUAAAUACAAUUAAAUGUUUUUAUUAGUUUGUGGUGGGAUUGAUCUGUUUAUGAUUCUUCAUUACGUAAAUACUUCAUUAAAUGUUUUAUUCAUCUGGCAUUUAUUUUAUGAACAUUUGAGAUGUAUAAAUAUGGCACAUUGAUCUUAAGACUUAAAUGGGAAAUGUAAAUAUUUGUCUUUAUUCACAUUAAAAACAAUACAAAUGAUUAAUCUGCAGGUUUGAUUAGGUGUCAGGUCAGUUCUGACCCUGAAAAAAUAAAUCAUUAGAAAUCUGAUUAGUUUAUUAAAUUAGAAACACCCCAAUAAAAUAUUCUGUUUUUUAAUCUAAGAAGAUUUAAUUGUUUAUUUAAUACAAGUUAAUCUGGAUUUAUGGAUUAUGUGCCAUCAUGUAAUCUUCAUGUUUUAUGGGGUUCAUCGUAUUUUUCUGUCUGUAAAUUUCCUUCUUUUUGUUUUAAAUGAGUUAGUUGAUAAACUGUUCUGCAGAAUAAUAAUUGAUCAUUUUAAUUUUAACAAUGUUACUCUGUUAAACAUGAAUAUCUGUUCCUAUUAAUAACAGAACAACAAAUAUUUUCCUUUAUUUGAGGUUACAAAAUCUAAAUUCAGUGAACAUGAAUGUUUUAUUGAUCGUCUGAAAGUUUAAAUGUAAUUUUGAUUCUUUGAAAAUAAACGACCUCAGAAAGGAGAAAUUGUUGAAUGU
Molecule: messenger RNA, 1920 nt
Organism: Xyrauchen texanus (razorback sucker)
Lineage: Eukaryota; Metazoa; Chordata; Actinopteri; Cypriniformes; Catostomidae
Product: class I histocompatibility antigen, F10 alpha chain-like
Exons: 8
Coding region: 96-1127 (343 amino acids)
Biological process (GO): immune response
Cellular component (GO): external side of plasma membrane
Source: RefSeq, a predicted model, not a curated record